AUGUCUUCUCUGCUUUGCUGCGGGCCCAAGCUGGCCGCCUGCGGCAUCGUGCUCAGCGCCUGGGGCGUCAUCAUGCUGAUUCUCCUGGGGAUUUUCUUCAACGUGCACUCUGCUAUUCUCAUCGAAGACGUUCCCUUCACGGAGGAAGAUUUCAAGGACGGCCCGGAGAGGAUCUACCGUCUCUACGAGCAAGUCAGCUACAACUGCUUCAUCGCGGCCGGGCUGUACCUGCUGCUCGGGGGCUUCUCCUUCUGCCAGGUCCGGCUGAACAAACGCAAGGAGUACAUGGUGCGCUAGGACCCCGCCGGGGACAGCUGCCCCCUCCCCGGACCUGCCGGGCCCAUCGGCUCAUUCCAGCUCCUCCCCGGCGCCCCCUUUG
Molecule: messenger RNA, 379 nt
Organism: Gopherus flavomarginatus (Mexican gopher tortoise)
Lineage: Eukaryota; Metazoa; Chordata; Testudines; Testudinidae
Gene: RNASEK
Product: ribonuclease K
Exons: 3
Coding region: 1-297 (98 amino acids)
Molecular function (GO): RNA endonuclease activity
Source: RefSeq, a predicted model, not a curated record